Molecule: messenger RNA, 2118 nt
Organism: Bradysia coprophila
Lineage: Eukaryota; Metazoa; Arthropoda; Insecta; Diptera; Sciaridae
Gene: Syn2
Product: Syntrophin-like 2
Cellular component (GO): intracellular anatomical structure; dystrophin-associated glycoprotein complex
Molecular function (GO): protein binding; structural molecule activity
Source: RefSeq, a predicted model, not a curated record
AUUGCACUCGUUACGCAUGAAAAAAUGUAUCGUUUCGAUUGUUUGCUUCAGUUGAACCAAUAAAAGAAAUUCGUUUCAGUGACGAAGAAAAAUUUGUGUGAAAAUUAUCGUUAUCUGGGAGAAUUAUUUUCUGCUCCAGAUUGCAUUGUAUUCGAUUUUAUGGUAGAAAGGGGUGCGGCGGAAAAUUUGGAGAAAAUGCGUUGAAGAAGUGUAAUUAUUUACAUUGGAUUCGUGUGUUCGUUAAUUAUUAAAAUCAGGGUCGGAUAAAUAUGAAGAUCUACGCACCAAAGAUGGCAACUCCCAUUCAAGAAAAAGUGGAUCAGAAUUUAAAGAUACGUACGGGAAUGGUGACUGUUAGCGAUGGAAAAACUCAACCGGAACCGGUUCGAAUUCAGCUGACAAUGGAGUUAUUGAUAUUACAACGAAUAGACACAUCUACGCCACCACCAGUAUUCGGACCGCCAAUCGAAUCAAAGGAGCGAAUGGUUCAAAUAACUCGGCAAGAUGUGGGUGGUUUAGGAUUGAGUAUCAAAGGUGGUGCUGAACAUAAGCUUCCCAUAUUAAUAUCACGGAUCUAUAAAGAUCAAGCGGCCGAUGCUUCUGGCAAAUUAUUUGUUGGUGAUGCUAUCAUAAAGGUAAAUGGCGAAUACAUAACAGCAUGUCCACACGAUGAUGCAGUUAAUAUUUUGCGUAAUGCUGGUGAUAUUGUUGUACUAACGGUCAAACAUUACAAGGCAGCUACACCGUUUUUGCAGAAGCAAUUGUCACGUGAAACACCUGAUUCCGAUAAUGAUGCAACAUGUGCUGAGUUGAAAGCGGACGAAGGCUGGAAAUCGUCCAUGAGCAACAAUAGUCGUCCGAUGUCAAUCAGUUCGGAGCCGGAAAAAAGAUGGGUGGAUGUUGUGUCCGUACCAUUGAUGAUGGCAUAUGUGACACGUUACAUUUACGGUACCGACAAAUUGCGAUCUAAUGCAUUCGAGGUGCGAGGACUGAACAAUAUCUCAACGGGAAUUAUAAAUUGUGACGAUCUAGCGAUUUUGAGCCAAUGGCUGAAAUUAAUCACCGACAAUAUUGUCGGACUAACACAUUUGCAGAUGAAGCUGUACAAUCGAAAUUUUGCUGUUGGCGAACGAAUUGAAUACAUGGGUUGGGUGAAUGAGGGCGUCAUAAAUAAUAACAUUUCGUGGCAGAGUUACAAGCCACGAUUUUUAGUAUUAAAAGGAACUGAAGUUAUGCUCUUUGAUUCACCACCGUUAAAUGUAGCUGGUCUAACGCGGUCGAUUCUGGCGUACAAGGUUUAUCAAACGAUGUUCCGUGUGGUAAAGGAGUCGGAAACGGUUGAUGCCAGGCAACAUUGCUUCCUGUUACAGAGUUCAGGCCACGAACCCAGAUAUUUGAGUGUUGAAACGCGUCAGGAAUUGCUUCGAAUAGAAAAUAGUUGGAAUGCGGCGAUCAUAACGAGCGUUAUAAAAUUAGGUCGAAAAACAUUUGCUGUUUCACAUUACGGCCGAAGUGGUGGCCUUACAUUAGAUUGGCAGUCAGGAUUUUCGCUAACUGAAGGAGCCGAUGCGACCGUUGUAUGGCAAUUCAAAUUUUCCCAGUUACGCGGCUCCAGCGAUGAUGGAAAAUCAAAAUUGAAGCUACACUUUCAGGACCAGGAGACGCGAACAAUCGAAACUAAAGAAUUGGAAUGUCAAGUGCUUCAGAGUCUGUUGUUCUGUAUGCAUGCAUUUUUAACAGCAAAAGUUGCAUCAGUCGAUCCAUCAUUUUUGAGUUCAAUACAACAGUCUUAAAGCGACUAUCAUCUGUUAUCGAAACGACGACCGAUAUAGAAAUGAGCCAUGGCUGACGUCGUUUGACACAGUAAGUUGUAUGUUGCAACAAGUGAAGGGAAAAAUUUUGUUUCAUCCUGUUAAAAAUCCUUACAUCAAACGAAGUCCUAGAUUCGAUAACUAUAUCCUAAUCAUACGCUUGUCGUCUGUGAAAAAAGUUGAAGAAAGUUACAAAUAUUUCAGUUGAACUAGCAAAAUGUAGGUAGUCUUGUCGGAACGGACCAAGAAAGAACAUAAUGUGAGCCAAUGAAACUCCAUCGGAUUAGACACUAACAAAAAAUUAAAA